This is a messenger RNA of Trichophyton benhamiae CBS 112371, 2691 nucleotides long. RefSeq names its product UBA/TS-N domain protein. Lineage: Eukaryota; Fungi; Ascomycota; Eurotiomycetes; Onygenales; Arthrodermataceae. The transcript is spliced from 2 exons. The coding region runs from base 1 to 2691 and encodes 896 amino acids. The record is from RefSeq and is a predicted model, not a curated record. Gene Ontology annotation, cellular component: cytoplasm; intracellular membrane-bounded organelle; vesicle. Gene Ontology annotation, molecular function: clathrin binding. Gene Ontology annotation, biological process: clathrin-dependent endocytosis; clathrin coat disassembly.
AUGGAUGACCUAUCGGGCCUUGACUGGAGCCAGAGCUCGAGCUCCCAGAAGCCCGCGCCGGUAAACACUCUCUCAAGCAUGUCUGCCGCGACUCUACGUCCUACACCCCCCAUUUCCGGCCGCUCAAGCCCGUUUCCUCCACAACCCACCACGGCUUCGAAUAGAGCUCCAUCGUCGAAGCCAACGACACCUUCAAAUAAUGAUAGCUUUGCAAAUCUGCUGAACUUUCCGUCUGGAAACGCUACCAAGAACCUCUCCCUCGCCGAAAGACAGAAGCAGCUGUCGGAACAAAAGGCACGUGAGGAGAGGGAGAAGCAGGAGAAGCUCAAGGCUCAGUAUGGCGGAGUCAAUGAUCAGAUAUGGGACAGUUUGGAGAAGUCCGGGACGGGCCAAAGUGCUCCCCAAGCUCAGGCCGGUGUGGUGAAGGGCGGGACAACGUCUGGAGGGGAUGAUGAAGAUGAUCUGCUAGCUGCCUUCAACGCUUCUGCGCCUGUUGACAAGUCUACCAACUUUCCUAUCCCGAGCCCCUCUCCUCUGUCUCGGACAGAUUCCCGUUCCCCCGCCGGAGUUCCUACUACUACUGUCCUGGAGGACGACGACGAUCCAUUCGGCAUGGCGGAGUUUAGUGCAAGCCGGCGCCAGAAGACAGAGGUUCAAGCUACGAAGGCACAGGCGCUAAAUGGUGCUGACGAUGAUGACGACGUACUGGGCCUUCUUGCAAAGCCAGUAUCUGAGUUUCCGAAACGUGAGACGACCAGCCCGGCACUUGAGGUCCCCGAAGAGCCUGAAGCGGAGCCCUCACGACAUACCCCGGAAGAUAGAGCCAUUGCAGAAUUAGUAGAUAUGGGAUUCCCCAUUCACAAGGCGCGAGAGGCCCUUGCCGAGACUUCGUCCGGCACAGAUGUCCAGCAAGCCGUCGGCUGGCUGCUCAAUCAGGCUCACAGCGAAGCAAAGGAAAAGGCACAAAGUAGAAACCAUACUGGCCAGCAGGAAAGAUCACCGGAUCCCCGAAUGUCUCGACGGUCAAGGAGAGAAGGCGAUGGCUAUGCUUCCUCUCGCGAUCGAUCUUCGAACAAUGGCACCCCCAGGGAAAAGGAUCCCGCUCAGCUGGCAUCCGAAUUUGGAAGCACUCUCUUCAAAUCAGCCAAUUCACUUUGGAAAACGGGUACGAAGCGGGUUCAACAGGCCGUUCAAGAAUUCAAUAACGGCUCCUCAGACAAUUCGUCCCAGCCUCGCUGGAUGAGAGAGAGCACGCCGGAUCCUCCGAGAAGCAGGGAGCGGAAGGUGGAUACCCGACGUGAAUCCCCCCAAGGAUCAGCACAGACAGAAACAAUGACGAAUGAAGCUAUGAUGCUGGAAACAUCCAGAGAACCACCAACUGCGUCUUCACGUUCCCGAGGCGGAGAGCCCCAAGGUUCGCCCCACCAGGCUAGCUCGCGAGGCAGACCGGCGGAACUUCCUUCAAGGCCACGUUUUCAGCAGGAGGACGAUCCGCGGAAGCAGAUCCAGCGCCCGUCUCAUCAUCCUCAACCGGACACCAGAAAACAGCGAACACUGCUAUCACGUUUUGAUGCGGACGAGGAGGCGUCUCAGGCGUACGUCAGCCCAGCAAGGAGGAGGAAAGCUGCCUCUUCGGUUCCUCCUGGUUUUGACGCACCGGAACCAGACUUGCUGCAAAGCCCGUCUCUGCCAGCCCGGCCAGCUCGCCCGGCAACAACAUCUCCGGCAAGGCAAUCUCGCACCUCCACCCCAGUCCGACCAAAAGCACCUCCAAGGACAGUCCCACAGAUUUCCCCUGCAUCACUAGCAUCUAUACACAGCCACCGACAGAAAGGAACAGAGGCUUAUAAGCGAGGUGACUAUGCUGUAGCGCACGCUUCAUACUCCAGUUCCAUCUCACUAAUACCCAACGACCACCCCAUCGUUAUCAUCUUGCUCACCAACCGUGCCUUGACCGGUCUAAAGACAGGUGAACCUAAGAGUGCAAUUAGUGACGCGGAUCGUGCUCUCUCUAUCAUUGGUCCCUCGAAGGGUGACUCUGAGACCAUCGAUCUCGGCAAUGGAGAGCCACCCAAGGAUAUGCGAGAGUUCUUCGGUAAGGCCCUGAUGAGGAAGGCCGAGGCAUUAGAACAACUUGAAAAAUGGAAAGAUGCGUCGGCCGUCUGGAGAGAAGCUAUUGAAUCUGGCCAUGGCGGUAAUACCAGCAUACAAGGCCGAAACAGGUGCGAAAAGGCGGUCUCUAUAGGACCAAACGGCGCCUCGUCGACGCCAUCUAAGCCUAUUUCGGCACCUUCCCGCCCCAAACAAGCCCCUAGACCUGCCGCUCCCAAGUCGGUCUCGACAAAGCCGGCUGAGGCAGUCAGUCGCCUCCGAGCAGCAAAUGAGGCAGCUGACCGGAUAGAUAACGAGAAGUUUGACCUCGCUGAUGCCGUUGAAGCGAAACUCGCGGCUUGGAAAGGAGGGAAGCAAGACAACUUACGUGCCCUCCUAGCCAGCUUAGACACUGUAUUAUGGCCCGAAGCGGGAUGGAAAAAGAUCAGUAUGGCCGAACUGAUUCUUCCUAAUAAAGUGAAGAUUCAGUACAUGAAGGGUAUUGCCAAGGUGCAUCCUGACAAGAAGAUGAUUUCCGGCGCGGUAUUCAGCACCCUCAACGAGGCGUGGGACAAGUUUAAACGCGAGAACAACUUAUGA